Molecule: messenger RNA, 795 nt
Organism: Parnassius mnemosyne (clouded apollo)
Lineage: Eukaryota; Metazoa; Arthropoda; Insecta; Lepidoptera; Papilionidae
Source: the annotation of a GenBank genome assembly
AUGGAUUGGAAGAGUGCAAAGUUAAUUUUAGCAUCAACCGCUACUGUCUUCAUUGCUUCACAAGUAGUAAAAAAAAUGUGCAAUUAUUUCUUUAAUUCGAAAAAGUGGACUGAACCUGAAGUGGCAAGCGAAGACACAUCAUGUAGUGAAGUUCUAAAUUUGAAGAAUCGUGAAAUAAAUGAUGUUAUUUUAUUCUCAGAUGAAGUUGUUCGUCACACAAUUAGAGUCCCACCUAACAGAGAUAUAACAAUAUGUGAAAGCAGAGAAUUAAACUGUUUCAAAUUAAUAAAGUAUAUUAAAUCGGCGCGUGAAACACUAGAUGUGUGUAUGUAUUUAAUAACAAGCACUGAAAUUGCUGAACAAAUUAUUAGACUGGGUCAGAAACAUGUUUUAGUGAGAAUAGUCGUUGACAGUGACAUGGCUUACACUGCACCAUCUCAAAUCAAAAGGCUAAAAGAAUUCAGUUUUAUUCAGGUUCAAACGAGUAAAAAGUCUAUAUUAAUGCAUCACAAAUUUUGCAUUGUGGAUGGUCCAAAAGCAAUCAAGCGAAAAUAUUUAUUGAAAGCACACGCGGAAAAAUUAAACGUGCCUACUGAAUUUUCAAAAGAUUCUGUCAAACAAACACCUAAAAACAGAAAUACCAAAGGUUUUGUAAUGUCUGGUUCAUUAAACUGGUCUACCCAAGCUAUGGUUUCGAAUCAUGAAAGUGUUAUAGUAACAUCUCAUCCAAAUAUCCUAAGUAAAUUUGAAAAGGAGUUUGAAAGUUUGUGGGUAGAGAACGAACCGGUACGUUAA